AUGGCUCUCAACCUACUUGCUUCACUCCCUAUCUGCAAUUUCCCAAGAGCAGCUCUCCCAUCUAGAGGUCCCAUCCAUCUCAAAUCACUUGUAACAAGCAGAAGUGACUUUGUUUCUGGUCCUGUCCAAUGCAAGGUUUCCAGCAAAAUUUCAAGUAGUACUGAUAUUGUUCGGCGAUCAGCUGAUUACCAACCUCCCAUUUGGAACUAUGAUUACAUUCAGUCACUAAGAAGUGAAUACCUGGGAGAAGAGUACACAGGGCAAGUUAACAAGUUGAAGGAACAAGUGAGGAUGAUGCUUCACCAAGUGAUGGAUCCUUUAGAGCAGCUGGAGCUGAUAGAUACCUUGCAAAGACUAGGAUUGUCUUAUCACUUUGAGGGUGAAAUGAAGAGAAUACUGGAAGGUUUAUACAAAAAUGAUCAUGGUGGUGAUUUGUGGAAGAAGGAGAAUUUAUAUGCCACAGCUCUUAAAUUUCGUCUGUUUAGACAACAUGGAUAUAGUGUGUCUGAAGAAGUUUUUAAUAGUUUCAUGGAGAGAGGAAGUUUCAAGGCAUGUCUUUGUGAUGAUACCAAGGGAAUGCUAGCCUUGUAUGAAGCUUCAUUCCUUUCGAUAGAAGGUGAAAAUAUCUUGGACGAAGCGAGAGAUUUCUCAAAAAAACAUCUCCAAGAAUUUGUAAAGCAGAAUAAAGAUCAAAAUAUUUCUACUGUAGCAGUGAGCCAUGCCUUGGAGCUUCCACUACAUUGGAGGAUACUAAGGGUGGAAGCGAGAUGGUUCAUUGAUGUAUAUAGGAGCAAAGAAGAUAUGAACCCCACCUUGCUUAAGUUUGCAGAACUAGAUUUCAACAUGGUGCAAGCAACCCACCAAGAAGAUCUCAAACAAGUGUCAUGGUGGUGGAGGAGCACUGGCAUUGCAGAAAAGUUGAGCUUUGCGAGGGAUAGGUUGACAGAGAGUUUCUUCUGGACAGUGGGGUGUACAUUUCAUCCUCACUUUGGAUAUUGUAGGAGAAUCUCAACAAAGGUCAAUGUACUCAUUACAGUAUUAGAUGAUAUUUAUGAUGUGUAUGGAACUGUAGAUGAACUUGAGCUCUUCACGGACGUUGUUGAGAGGUGGGAUAUCAAUGCAAUGGAUGGGCUCCCAAAUUAUAUGAAGAUAUGUUUCCUAGCUCUACACAAUUCAGUCAAUGAAAUGGGUUUUGAUAUACUAAAGGAACAAGAAUUCCACAUCAUUCGAUAUUUUAAAAAAACGUGGGCAGAUUUAUGUAAAGCUUAUUUGUUGGAGGCAAAGUGGUACUACAGCGGGUAUACACCAAGACUUCAAGAAUACCUUGAGAAUGCAUGUUUUUCAAUUGCAGCACCAACUAUACUAUUGCAUGCUUAUUGUUCCUACACAAAUACCAUAACAAAGGAAGCCCUAGAUUGCUUGGAAGAGUACCCCAACAUAGUUCGUUUGUCAUCAAUGAUUUUGCGAUUAGCAGAUGAUCUUGGAACAUCUACAGAUGAAUUAAAAAGAGGUGAUGUUCCUUCAUCAAUCCAAUGUUACAUGAACGAAACUGGUGCUAGCGAAGAAGAUGCUCGUGAAUACAUUAGGUGUUUGAUUAGUGCAACAUGGAAGAAGAUGAAUGAAGAACGAUCUGUGACUUCUCCCUUCUCUGAAACAUUUAUUGAAAUUGCAUUCAACCUUGGAAGGAUGGCCCAAUGCAUAUACCAGUAUGGAGAUGGGCACGGUGUUGGAAACCAUGAAACUAAGGAUCGUUUAUUAUCAUUAUUUGUUCAGCCCUUUCCACCAUAUAAAGAUUAAAAUGAUGAGUUAUUGAUAUAUAAGGAUGACGAUUUGAAGUUUUAACUCAUCAUUGUAUUACAUAUUACCUUUGAGAUUUGUGAGUUAGUUUGUGUCUAUGAGAGUUUUGUGAUUGUUUGUGAGGUUUUGAUUGAGCGCAAUUGUAAUCCAUAUCAUUGAUUGUGAA
This is a messenger RNA of Quercus lobata, 1963 nucleotides long. Its product is annotated as myrcene synthase, chloroplastic-like. Gene Ontology annotation, biological process: diterpenoid biosynthetic process. The transcript has 8 exons. The record is from RefSeq and is a predicted model, not a curated record. Gene Ontology annotation, molecular function: terpene synthase activity; magnesium ion binding. NCBI's taxonomy places the organism in Eukaryota, Viridiplantae, Streptophyta, Magnoliopsida, Fagales, Fagaceae. Bases 1 to 1797 code for a protein of 598 amino acids.